Molecule: messenger RNA, 915 nt
Organism: Rubroshorea leprosula
Lineage: Eukaryota; Viridiplantae; Streptophyta; Magnoliopsida; Malvales; Dipterocarpaceae
Source: the annotation of a GenBank genome assembly
AGUUAAUCUUAAUGUAGAAGAAUGACUAGUAUUGGUUAUUGAAUUGAAGGGAAAAAAAUGAGAGAAGGAAGUGAGUAGCAUUGAAGAUGAAAAUAUUCUCUAGAGCUAGAAAUGUUGAAAUGAAUGGGAGAUAUGGCAGCAAUACUGUUCUCCUCUUCUUCUUCUGAACAUAUUAUUUGAUGAUUGACGUUAGUGAUAGCCAUUCAGAGGUAGAUGCCUGUCUAAGAGAUGUCAGUUUCAAAUGCAUUGUGGGUGUUUGCACUGCUUAAGCUUAAGCAGAACAAAGAAAGAAGUGUAAAAAUUACAUCGAGUGUGUUUGUUUGUGCAUUUUUCAUUCAACAUGAAGUUAUCAUUAAGAAGAGAUUAAGCGUGAAGUCUACUUUUUUGAGGACAAAUGAUGACUGAAAUAUCUAGUACUAAAAAUUUCCCCUGGUAGUAAGCAUGCAACAUGUUUUUAAUGAAGUUGCUACUCGUUGGAUUGAUUAAAUGAUGCCUUAGAAACAUCUGGCAGUUCAAGUUUGACACUGUACAUCAAAGCCAUAAAAAUUAUAAAGAAAAAAAAAAGGGUGGAAUAGCAAGUAUGUGCUUUACUGAAAGAUUCUGCUCUGGUUGCGAACUUGUGAUGCUGCCUAAUGUAACAUUUAUUAUCAUCCAGCUAGCAUAAUCCAGAAUUUCAAAUAUGACUGAGAAGAGGUAAAUAAAGAGUAUGUAUCCUUCAGUUAUUUUACUUGAGCUGUAGUUGAUCCAGGUCUUAAGGAACCUUUGAUUGAGGUCUUAAGGAACCUUUCUUUCUUUAUCAAAUUUUGAAUGAAAAGGACCUAGUAUCUGUUUUAUUGUUGUUUGUCAUGUUUUUGGGGAGAGUACUCUGAUAAUAUUGUGGUCAAAUGUUAUUUAAGUAUUGAUGCUCUCACUUUU